CGCUGCAGAAACCAUAACAACGACGCAAGUUGCGAAAACACGUGCUUCACCAGCGGCACCACCGCGAUUGCCGUGCCGCCGUAAACAAAAGUGUUCAUUAUUGGUGAUUGUAAAACGAAGUUUUGAAAGCUGUUAGUUUUGUGUGAACAAUGGAACUUGAAUCGUGAAGAAUACUAUUGUCUCUACACAUUAUUGGUUGAGUGCAGUGAGAGUGACUCUUAAAUCAGUCGCGAUUGAUUCCCCAAUCCCACAAACGGAUGAUUAAUUUAAUGCCGUUUUGAUAGAGCGAGUCAAGGCAUAUCUGGCAUACCUACAAUUUGCUAUCAUUAUCCGAUCAUCAGUUACACGAUCGCGUUGUACUGAGCUUCAAAAGGGGUAGUGUGGUUGGAUAUUAUUACUUUCGAUGGAAGAGUGCUUGCCGUGUGAUAUAUAAAUUCGGAAGACGAGUGUGAGUGAUUUGCUAAAAAAAUAAAUAAAUAUAAAGCUAUUUUCGAUAUAGUGACGAAAUAGCAUCAUAUGAAGUGAUAAAAAAAACGGAUAGUGAAAAGAUGGAAUCGGUGGUUGCAAUCCCUUGAUUAUGUCGAUUUUUACGGUGAUUUGUUGAUUAUUUUUCGGGGAGUAUGGAGAAGCAAAAACUCGCUGAAAUUGACGACGGACAACUUGGGCAUUGUGUUAGGCUAGCGGUAGCAUAGUGCAGCAGAAGAAGUGUGAAAUUGUUGUAAGCCUCUGGUCGGUAGCAAACAACAGGUGAUUUAUUGUUAUUGUUGCGGUAAUCCAUCGGCAUCUGGGCCGGAUUGUGUGUUGCUAACGGAUAUUGGUGGGUUUGAGGCAGUAGCAGCAGCAGCAGCAGCAGCAACAGCAACCACCACCAUGGGACUCUUCGGAUGGAUCAAAAAGGAUACAAACCAGCAUCGACGACGAGAGAGUGCACCACCUGCUGCAAGUAACAUAACCUCUUCCUCUUCCACCACCACCAACGGUGCCAGUGCGGCACGUGACGAAGCUUACGUUGAGGCGCUGAACAAAUUCAAUCAAUGGCGGGCUAAGCAGAGACUGGAACGGAUCAGUGAGGGUUGCCCGCUAAGAUCAGGUACCGAACAACGGAUCCCGAGCGUGAUCGUAGAAGAGAAGGAAUCCGACGGAGGAGCUCAGAGUGACUUCAGCUCAGACGUUGCAAUCAACAGUGACGAACGCCGUACCUUGAACCGAAAGUUAGAGCUACCAAAGAGUCCCAGAUAUAGCAGACACCGACAAGACGCAGCAGCUCCCAAGAAACCCAAGAGAUCGGUUGAAUUCUACAGGAAUAUCAAUAGAAUUCCUGAAAACGGAGAGCCCAGCCUGAACAAUGGAAAGAACAACAACAUGGCCGACAGAUAUUCUCUACCGGCUGUGAUGCCACCCACGACUCGCAAAAAUAAACCUAGGCUGUCCAAAUCCAACAACAACAACACGAUCUACGAAAAUGAGGUAGAAGAAUUCGAACAGAUGCAUGUACAGGACAACCUGGGCGAAACCUAUGCAGUGCAAAGUCCUCCAAGCCGAUUCUUUAAGGAAAAUUCCAGUCCCUACCUAAACACCAGCACCACACGCAAAACCAAUCCAACUAUCGUGGAUGCCACGCCAAAGAAACAGGUCAACCUACUUCAAAAACGGUGCCGUAGCUUCAAGGACAAACCGGCCCCUCAACCUCCGGUGCCCCUAUCGGAUCCCCCGAAUUCGCACAAGAAGCAACACAAUCGCACCCACGAAAGCGACACCGAAUCACCAUUUGCCGGAUCCUACCGCAAGUACGAAAUCAACUCAUCAUCCAUCUACGACGAACACGUCAUCUCCUCACGAGCCUACCGUGGCGAAAUGAAACCUCUGAAUUCAUCCGUCCAGAGCCCAGCCAUCAAGGAACGCCGCAAAUCUCCAUCCUAUCAAACCAUCGUCAACAAACAUGGUGACCUGGUCGACUACGCGCUUCCCUUCAGCGAUGCAAACGAUACCCACUCGGAGCUGAAUUCCACCAAGAACGGAGACCUCCUCAACGAUAUCCGAGCUUGCGAAGAAGUGAUCAACGAGAACUUCCGUUUUCUGAACAGUGACAUUCAACCUUCUUCCCUGCUAAUCGACGACUCCACCGGCAUGAUCACGGAACCGAUCAGCGUUCUCAAGGAGCGAGCCCCACAAAUCGUCACCGAUCUGGACAGGUCCAUCAUUAAGGAGGAACCGGAGCUCGGUUGCCAUUUGGACGAAGUUGACCUGGUAAUCCAUGAGCCGCAAGAUAUCCUUCUGGAACUGGAUUCACUGGAAAAGUGGAGCAAAAGCAUCCAGAUAUCGGACGAUUUUCUACAGAAACAGUUUGCCGAGAAGAACAUGCUGGAGUUCUUCCAGCAAGCGUCCAGCCAUCUGCUAAUCUGCUGGCCCAAGGAAGUCCACUACCGGGUGGGAACGCUACGCAGCAGUUUUACGGCACCGCUGGAAUUCUCAUGUGGAAUGUUCCGCAACGCACCGGUAGCUCUAAGAAAAUACUCACUCAACUUCGAUCGUAAUUUGUACUUUGCCGAGGAAGCUUGCAAGAAGGACUUCGAGAUCCUUAACCACAUAAAACACUACGCAAUCGCUUCGCUGAUGGCCAUCUGUUUCGACUCGGGCCUAAACCAAGCCACACUGGUGCUAGAACCAUUCGAUUUUACCCUCUUUGACUACAUUCAUAAAAUGAACAAGCGCCUUUCGCUACUGCACGCCAUCACGGUUGUCCAGCAGAUAUCAUCAGCCGUAUCCUUCCUGCAGGAGUGUGGAUACAUCCACUCAAACAUCUCCAGCGGAUGCAUCAUGAUGCGCAAGUACCCAUACACCGCCAAGCUAACUUCGUUCGAACUCACCACCGAAGCUUCCGACACGAUUCGAAAGGAAAUCGAGAAUCGCUACGGCAGCACUUCGUCCUCGCGCAACUCCAUGACAUCUUCGCAGAAUGAAGAGCUGAAGAAAAUCACCACCUACUCGCGGUUGAUCAAAAACGAUGAACAGUUUCUGCGGGAUAAGUAUCGGAAGCUGUCCAAAGAGAUUUCCGACAACAGGAAGGGACAGAUCGGUUCCAUAGGUGACAACAGCGCGUACGAUUGCCGAGCCAGCCGCUACUUGCCGUAUUGCAAAGAAUACCGGGAGAAGUUCUCCCUUUUCUACUACGUAGCACCGGAACUGCUCGUACCCAAGUCCAACUUUGUCUUCCCCACCAAAAGUACGGACGUUUAUUCGUUAACUCUACUGCUUUGGGAAAUUCUCAAUGGCUACGUGCCAUUUGUGGUGUACAGUCGACAGGAACUGGAAAAACUCCAAGUCUCGGCAAAUUUGCAGUUGCCGAUGUUCGAAAAGGAACGGUGCGAUCGCUUCCGGCACGUUUUCGAAACUGGCCUAGCUGAUCUCAGCGGUCGCCAAAUUAGCGUUACCGACAUUCUGGAUGCACUGGACUGUAUUCUACUGGAACAAGGCUUGGACAAAACUACACACAUGAAUGGCUUCUCCGAAGACUACGAAGACCAGAUGAACUCCUCGGAGAUCCGGAAGAAAAAUGAAUUGAACGAUAUACGCAAGCAGAACGUUCCGGAAAAAACCGACAAAAUUUACUUCCAAUCUAACAACGGAUGCGUCAACGUAGAGAACAACAAGAAAAUGAGCCGGGAAUCAACCCUGGUAGAUAUUGAUGAACCUGUUCCUGAGCGGACGAAGCAGCAGCCGAAGAAGCCGGCUCGGAAGAUCAACAAGGUGAAAAUGCAGAAGGACUCCUCAGGUGACCCCAAGUCAACCAAGAAAUCGCCCCUCAGUUCAGGCUUAUCCAAUUCGGCCAUCUACCAAACGAUUUUCGACUUCAACAACAAGUUCUUAUCGCCCCGGUCAUCGAAACAAGUCAUCUACGAGCGAACCAGUACGGUCAAAAAGCCCAAGAGUUCACUGCGGUUGAACAAGGUCGCAGCUAAGGAGCUGUUCGAACCGAUCAACAGUUUCGACAAAACAGACAGUACCCAAAAACGAAGCAGUGGAGACUCCAAGGAAAAUACAACACUACGAGUGCAAGCCCCGGAAGUGAUUGGACCUUUGGAAGUCUACACCAAAGAAAGUCCAGCAAAGUUGAACAUCAAUACCGGUAAGGAGAAAUUCCUUAAAGAAAUGUACGUGGAUAAAACUCCCGAAUGCGUCCGUACAAACGAAAUUCAACCGGUAGAGACAUCCAAGUCCUGUGACAGUUCUCCGGGAACCAAGCGCAAAAACUACUCUCGACUGUCCAACUCACUGCGUUUCACGAUCGGAGACUUCACGCUGCCGGAUACUCCUAUCGCUCGGAAGAACAAAAUACGUAAACACGCUUGGCUUUCCGAUCAGAAGUUGGUGCUUACCGACGAUAACACCUCCACACCAGUGACUCCACAGGGCAAACGAACAUGCGUAUUCUUCAACGAUCUUGGCUCCCGUAUCAGUCGGGACGGCCGUUCCGGUGGAGGGCUUCGCAGCAAUCCACUAAAUUUGAACAUUUCUUCAUCGAUGCAGGAGAUCAAACCGCAGAGAGUCAACAUCAGUGUAAACAUCAUCAAAAGUUCAGACCUGAGUGGGAAAUUGAAAGCUCACAGCCAAGAGUUCAACAAAACAGCCCCAGCGAUUGUGGACAUUGAUAUCGAUGAUGAAUCAGAGGUUCACGAAACGAGCAAGAAGGCCGAAUCAACCGAUAACAUAUUUGAGGGUUCCCGUUGGAAGAAGGAAAAGGAGAUUUGCGAACGAUCGCUACUUCAUUAUUCGGCGGACAACCUCGACGACGAAGAUGAAUCUGACACAUCAGAUAAGGUCAUAACAGCGCAUUUGACGUCAGUUCGUGAUGCGGUCCGUAAAAUUGAAACAACCUUCGAGCAUACUGGGUUUGACUACAGCCCGAAUAGAAAACAGGAAUCGGCUAAGAAACCCUCAGACGAUAAGCAAAUUUGCGACGAAUCGGUGGUUGUAGAGGAGAACCUCCUAGUGCCGACAAAGGUUCUCGAACUGGAGAGAACCAUCGAACAGCUGCCCCCGAUUGAAGAUCCCAACAAUACGGUUACUCGGCUGGAUGUAGUUCUUACAAACAACACUCUGAACAAGAAGGAGGAACUACUCCAACAACAUCCACAACAGCAAGCUCAACCGAGACUUCCACUGCCAGAUGCGUCCGUGUUCAACCCGAACUCCCAGCUGUUCAUGCGUCGCAAAGCGACCAGCAGCGGUAGCGUAAUCCAGCGAACUGUAUACCGAGAAAGCAUUGUUUCCAGCACAGACCUAUCUGGUUUAGAUGGCAUCAACUCCUCGCAAACGUCCAGCACCACUCCGCUACCUCCAGGCAGUGCUCGGAAGAAGAAGCUAACGACUCGCGUGACCGUAAACAUGCGAAAGAUCUCCCGCCGGGCGUCGGAUAUCGGAGGAAGUCCAGCUUCAUCGCGACCCAGUUCGCUGAAUUUGGAAGAGGAUCUACCUUCGUCCGGCUGUCUAACUCCGACUAACGCCGCCACUGCACCGAUUCGACAUUCCUGUGGAAAUGAGUUGUUGAAGGCAUUUGCUACGCUGAGGAUGGUACCCAGCAGUGAGGAUGUAGGUGGAUCCAGGUGUUCCAGCCGUAAUGACGAUCGGAGGAGUUUGUGUACCCCAGUGAAGGCACACUCGGGAGGUGCUGGUGGCACUGGUGCUAAUCGUAACGCCGUGGAACGAUUCAUUUGCUGCAACUGCGGAAGCUCGAUGGUACCCGCCGAUAGUCUGAAUGUGCCCUCCGGAAGUCGCAUCGGAAUGUCAGCCGCAUUUAGUGAGUUAAAUUUUCCUCGCGAAAGUUUAGCUUCAAUGUUCGAGGACAACUUGGGACUUAUCUCGCAGCAGCAGCAGCUACCCCGUGGAACUCUAACAACAAUUCCAAACGCCAAAUCCACCGAGGACCUGUACAUUGACGACGACUUCUAUCAGGGGCUGAACCUGGGUGCCAACAUGGAACUGGUGGAGUUUAUCGACGAUGGACACUAUUUGGACGAGUUUGGGUACGACAUCUACGCAACGGAGGAAAUUUACGACGAUUCGGAAGAAGUGUAUGAAGAGGGCCACGAUGGUAACGGCGGCGGUGAAGCGAAAGCUCUGCUAGCCCUGAUUGAUGCAGAUGAUACCGGGCCAGCACCGGCUGAGGAGCAGUUCCUGAACAAGUGUGCCGACAUGAACUCGAGCAAUGUCGAAGCUUUGGGAUCGGUGUUCUCUCCAACUCUGACUGCCGAGGAGACCAGGCAGGAUCAAGAAAAGCCAUCAGAUAGGGACAGCUGGGAUCAGUAAAGUAUGCGAUAUUUGACGACAUUGGCGAUAUAUUUUUUUAAAAAGAUUUUCAAAAUCGUAUUGACCGAAUGUAUGGUAUGGAAAUGAAUUAUUUAGGCAUUAGGAUGGAUAUUGUGAAUUUAUCUUGAAAUUGAGAUAGUAUUUAUAUCGAGCAGUAUUUAGACCAAGAAACAGAUGACGCAAUAUAGAACUAAUAGACAAGGUGAUACAUGUUUUUAAAAUGAAAACCUCUUCAAGUAAAACUCUAAGAUUAUCAGGAUAUGUUCUUAAUAAGAUACCAAAUAUUUAAAAGAAAAAAAUUGCAAUUGUA
Molecule: messenger RNA, 6616 nt
Organism: Ochlerotatus camptorhynchus
Lineage: Eukaryota; Metazoa; Arthropoda; Insecta; Diptera; Culicidae
Exons: 5
Coding region: 871-6306 (1811 amino acids)
Biological process (GO): intracellular signal transduction; positive regulation of apoptotic process; protein phosphorylation
Cellular component (GO): nucleus
Molecular function (GO): protein serine/threonine kinase activity; ATP binding
Source: RefSeq, a predicted model, not a curated record